AGCAAACAGUAAGAAAGAGAGAGAGCUGCAGAAUUCCAAAAGAACCCACCCUUUCUACUCUUUCACAUAAAAAGCCUUGGAACCAUUUGGGGAAGGAGCCACCAAAACCAAAACCAUGACAUAGAGACAAACAACCCCUCUCGCUAUCUUCGUCCUAAUGGCAACAACGGUUAUAUUCUUCACCUUCACCUUCACUCUCCUAGCAUUCUUCGCCACUGCCCAAAACGACACCGUCCUAGAGAUUCAAGCCUUAACCUCCUUCAAGCGGAACCUCCAGGACCCUCUCGGCUCCAUGGACGGUUGGGAUCCCUCCACGCCCUCAGCACCCUGCGACUGGCGCGGCAUUCUCUGCCACAACAACCGAGUCCACCAGCUCCGCUUGCCGCGUCUCCAACUCGCGGGUCAACUCGCUCCCUCCCUCUCCAACCUCCUCCACCUCCGCAAACUCAGCCUCCACUCCAACAACCUCAACGCCUCCAUCCCCUCCUCCCUCGCGCAAUGCCUCUUCCUCCGCGCCCUCUACCUCCACAACAACAACCUCUCCGGCCACCUUCCGCCGCCGCUCCUCAAUCUCACCAAUCUCCAAAUCCUCAGCGUCGCCCGCAACCUCCUCUCCGGGAAACUCCCCGGCCACCUCUCCGCCUCCCUCCGCUUCCUCGACCUCUCCUACAACGCCUUCACCGGAGGAAUACCACCCUCCCUCGGAACACUACAGAACCUUCAGUAUCUAUGGCUGGAUUCAAACCGCAUUCACGGAACCCUACCCUCGGCGCUCGCCAACUGUUCCUCUCUGCUGCACCUCACCGCAGAGGAUAACGCCCUCACCGGAGUUCUCCCUCCGACCCUCGGAACUAUGCCGAACCUUCAAGUGCUGUCGCUUUCGCUCAAUCAGUUCUCAGGUUCGGUCCCGGUGUCCGUGUUUUGCAACAGGAACUUAAGAAGCGUGAAGCUCGGCUUUAAUUUCUUCACGGGGCUUUCCGCGCCGCAAAGUGCCGAAUGCGACAGCGUUUUGGAGGUUUUGGAUGUUAAAGAAAAUGGCAUUGCUCACGCGCCGUUUCCCUCGUGGUUGACCCACGCGACAACGCUCAAGGCUCUCGAUCUUUCUGGAAACUUCUUUACCGGUUCUCUGCCGCUCGACAUUGGGAACCUUUCCGCGUUGGAGGAACUGAGAGUGGCCAAUAAUUUGUUAUCUGGCGUUGUUCCGCGUAGCAUUGUAAAUUGUCGGUUGUUGGAGGUUAUUGAUCUUCAGGGGAACCGGUUCUCUGGGUUAAUUCCUGACUUUCUCGGGGAACUGAGGAACCUCAAAGACUUGUCUCUUGCCGGUAACCUUUUUACCGGCUCGGUGCCUUCUAGUUAUGGAACGCUUACUGCGCUGGAGACGCUGAAUUUGAGUGAUAAUAAGUUAAGCGGGGUUGUGCCUGAAGAGAUCAUGCAAUUGGGGAACAUGAGUGCUUUGAAUCUCGGCAAUAACAAGUUUUCGGGUCAAGUUUGGCCCAACAUUGGGGACUUGACCGCUUUACAAGUUCUUAAUUUGAGUGGGUGUGGGUUUUCAGGCAGGGUUCCUGCUACGUUGGGGAGGUUGAUGAGACUCACGGUGUUGGAUUUGAGCAAGCAGAACCUGUCGGGUGAGUUGCCGGUUGAGGUUUUUGGGCUACCGGGCCUGCAAGUUGUGGCGCUUCAAGAGAACCGUUUGAGUGGUGAUGUUCCUGAGGGUUUCAGCAGCGUAGUGAGUCUGCGGUAUCUUAAUCUUAGCUCAAAUGAAUUUGUUGGUCACAUUCCAAUAACUUAUGGGUUCCUUAGUUCUUUAUCGGUUCUCUCUUUGUCUCACAAUGGUGUUUCUGGUGGAAUACCUCCCGAGAUUGGUGGUUGUUCUCAACUUGAAGUUUUGCAGCUAAGGUCAAAUUUUCUAGAGGGUAACAUUCCGGAUCAAAUCUCUCGGCUCUCUCGUUUAAAAGAGCUUAAUUUGGGUCGCAAUAAGUUGAACGGUGAUAUCCCAGAUGAAAUAUCUGAGUGUUCUGCUCUGAGUUCACUCUUGUUGGAUGCUAAUCACUUCACGGGUCAUAUACCAGGUUCCUUGUCCAAGUUAUCAAAAUUGACCGUGUUGAACCUUUCUUCAAAUCUAUUGAACGGCGAAAUUCCGGUUGAACUAUCAAGCAUUUCUGGUUUGGAGUACUUCAAUGUUUCUAGUAAUAAUCUUGAGGGUGAGAUUCCUUUAACGCUUGGCACUACAUUCAACGACCCUUCUGUGUUUGCCAUGAACCAAGGCUUAUGCGGGAAACCCUUGCACAGAGAAUGUGCAAACGUGAGGAGAAAAAAGAGGAGAAGGCUAAUAAUUUUCAUAGGCGUGGCAGUGGCUGGUUUGUGUCUCUUGGCCUUGUGUUGUGGUGGCUACAUUUACAGCCUCUUGAGGUGGCGCAGGAAGCUUCGAGAAGGGGUCACGGGUGAGAAGAAACGGAGCCCCACAACGAGUGUGGGAGGAGAGAGAGGUAGUAGAGGGAGUGGAGAAAACGGAGGAGGGCCAAAACUAGUGAUGUUCAACAAGAAGAUCACGUACGCAGAGACAUUGGAAGCAACGAGAAACUUCGACGAAGAGAACGUGUUGAGCAGGGGAAGAUACGGCCUCGUGUUCAAAGCCUCUUACCAAGAUGGCAUGGUUCUCUCCAUUCGCCGUUUUCUCGAUGGGUUCAUAGACGAGGGUACCUUCCGCAAGGAAGCGGAAUCACUAGGCAAAGUGAAGCACAGAAACUUAACAGUUCUUCGCGGCUACUACGCAGGCCCACCCGAUGUGAGACUUCUUGUGUACGACUACAUGCCCAAUGGAAACCUAGGGACUCUUCUCCAAGAGGCUUCUCAACAAGAUGGGCAUGUGCUGAAUUGGCCAAUGCGUCAUCUCAUUGCACUAGGCAUUGCGCGAGGGCUAGCAUUCCUGCACUCGGUGCCAAUAGUGCAUGGUGAUGUGAAGCCUCAAAAUGUUCUUUUUGACGCAGAUUUUGAGGCCCAUUUGUCUGAAUUUGGGUUGGAGCGGUUGACAAUGGCAGCAGCAUUGGAAGCAUCGUCGUCGUCGACCCCAGUUGGGUCCUUAGGGUAUGUGUCGCCGGAAGCUGUGUCGAGUGGGGUGGCAGCGAAGGAGGGUGAUGUGUAUAGCUUUGGGAUAGUGUUGUUGGAGAUUCUGACGGGGAAGAAACCGGUGAUGUUCACGGAAGAUGAGGACAUAGUGAAGUGGGUGAAGAGGCAAUUGCAAAGGGGCCAAAUAUCGGAGUUGUUGGAGCCAGGGUUGCUUGAGCUAGACCCGGAGUCUUCGGAGUGGGAAGAGUUUUUGUUGGGUGUCAAAGUUGGUCUCCUAUGCACAGCAACGGAUCCUCUUGAUCGACCAUCAAUGUCUGACGUUGUUUUCAUGCUCCAAGGUUGCCGGGUUGGACCGGAGAUUCCAUCGUCAGCAGAUCCCACUACACUACCUUCCCCUGCUUGAUUAAUCAUUUCAGGUUUCAUUUUAAAUUUGUUUUCUAAUUUCUAUCAAUUGAAUUAAAUUAUCAUCAUUUUUGGAGGGGGAUCCAUGGUCUUUUUAAUAAUGGUAUGGUCCUAAUUACUGUUGCGCCAAAAGAAGAAUUCGUGUGUGCCUUUGACCAAACGGCGCCGUUUUCAAUUCGGAUGGUCGAAUUGAUUGUUCGAGACAAAUACAAUGAAAGAAAAUGAUUCGCGCCAAAAGGAGGAGCUAUGCGGCCACGUGUCAAGUCAGGAACAUCCAUGAAAGUAACCGUUAUUAUGACAUGGAGCUUGUAAUGGAUCAGACAAAGGCAUCGAAAAAGUGGAAUGGGACGUCUGAAUUUGUCGGCUUUCAUGUUUUUCCUUUCAUUCUAGGAUUUUUUAUAUAUAAUAGAAAAGGUAAACACAACAUGAUUCCAAAUACUAAUAAAAUUGAUUUGAAUAGAAAACGGAAAGGGUUGGUGGGUGAAUUUCUUUUUAUAAAUAAUGCAACAUAAGUGCAACAAUUUUUUCCCCCGGGUUUUGAUUUUUUUUAAAUAUAUUUCUAUUGAAAUAACGAGUUAGAGGUCAGAACGGCACAUGCAACUAUUUUGGAAUAAUAUUUAACGUGAAGUUUGUUUUAGAGUAUAUGAUUGGCGCCACCUCCACACUCGCACCACCUAGUGUUACUGGGACUCAGUGUGUGUUUGAUUUUUAUAUGUAAAUUUACAUGGAAACUCCUAUUCAUUGCUUCCGGUUAAACAUGAUUUUUCACGUCUCAGCUUUAAUGCAAACACAAGCUCCAUGGUUCGUUUUCGAGCUUCUCUCC
Molecule: messenger RNA, 4291 nt
Organism: Cajanus cajan (pigeon pea)
Lineage: Eukaryota; Viridiplantae; Streptophyta; Magnoliopsida; Fabales; Fabaceae
Biological process (GO): protein phosphorylation
Molecular function (GO): protein binding; protein kinase activity; ATP binding
Source: RefSeq, a predicted model, not a curated record